This is a messenger RNA of Dermacentor albipictus, 3502 nucleotides long. The record is from RefSeq and is a predicted model, not a curated record. Lineage: Eukaryota; Metazoa; Arthropoda; Arachnida; Ixodida; Ixodidae.
CCGCGGUUACAAGCGCGGAGCGGGCCCCCCAACGCCGAAAGGGGCAGGCAGCCGGCGGAAAAGCUCCCUGGCCAAGAUGCACCCCUUCUCUUUCCCGCCGCACUCCUCCACUUCAUCUCGUCACCUCGCAUGUUUUGCCCUCCCGUCAAGCCUUCUUCUCCCGGUGUCCUCUCUCGGACGGCGUCCCGCUGAGAGCCACCUUGUUUUUUCUACCCUCCACCAGCCACCCUCCCCCAUUUUACACUCCCGUAACGCCCUCGCCCACCAAGAGUGGCGCGUCUAGACGUCAUCUCCCCAAGCGGCUCCGCUCCCCCCUCUCCCAACCGGCGGCCCAUUCGCCGGGCCGCCCAAGCCCCGAGUUUUCGCUCGGAGGCCCGAUACCGGCGCGGCCGCGCGACGCACACUCAGACCCGCAUCGACCGUCGACGCGGUCGGGCCCCUCACGAGUGUCGAGGACGUCGCCCGCGAGUACGCCUGCCUCCGCCGCCGCCGCAUCCUCAUGGCUCAGAGACGCGGCGUGUUCGGACCCCUGGCUCUGGGCACCGCGCUGGCGUCCGCGGUGCUCGCGGCUGCCCUGUCGCUGGCCCCGGCCUCGGUGGCCCUGACGCUGGCUCCGGACCCCGAGUCCGGAACCGAGCCCGGCGACGUCGUCGGUCCCACGCCGCACCGACCCCGAUACCUGGGACCCUGCAACCGGGUACCGCCCGGCGUGGUCACCGAGCGCUCGCCGGGCUACAACAACUUCAGCAUCGUCAUUUCGGGCAACCCGAAGAAGUACGUGCCCGGAGAGGCGUACACGGUAUCCAUACAAGGGCGCAAAGAGGCGCUUGGAGGAGCCACGUCACAGAAGUUUAUAGGAUUCAUGCUAGUAGUUGAAUCCCAGGAUCAAAAUAGAAUCACCCAAGAUGUGGGAAGUUUUCAGUUAUUCGGCGAUGCGUUGUCUAAAUUUUCAGAAGACUGCCCGCACGCGGUGGUGCAGACUUCCCUCGUGCACAAGGCCGAGGUCAGCGUGCUCUGGGUCGCACCGCCGGCGGGCUCAGGAUGCGUGCUAUUCAAAGCCACAGUAGUGGAAAAUCGCGACGCAUGGUAUAUGGACGAAGGAGAAUUAACUAAGGAGCUAUGCCAAGAAGAGCAGCAGAACGACGACGAGCAACCAGAAGUGCUUGACGAAUGUUGCGCCUGCGACGAAGCCAAGUACGAGAUGACCUUCGAGGGACUCUGGUCGAGAUACACGCACCCCAAGGGAUUCCCGGACAACGAGUGGCUGACCCAUUUUUCGGACAUAAUCGGUGCCUCGCACGCGGCUGACUUCAAGAUGUGGGAGUACGAGGGAUUCGCCUCGGAGGGAGUCAAGAGCGUCGCCGAGCACGGUGCCACCAAGAAGCUCGAGUCGGAGCUCAAGGCCGAGUCGGGCAAGAUCAGGACCAUCGUCAAGGCCCGCGGUCUGUGGUACCCCAACGUGAACGGGAAGACGUUCGCCGUGUUCCGCGUGGACAAGAAGCACCACGUGAUGUCCGUACUCUCCAUGCUGGGCCCGAGCCCGGACUGGAUCGUGGGCGUCAGCUCGCUCGAGCUAUGCCUCAAGAACUGCUCCUGGAUCACCGAGAAGACCAUGAACCUCUACCCAUGGGACGCAGGGACCAGCGAGGGCGUCACAUACGUCAUUGGUCAGCGCGAAGCCACAUCCCCCCAGCAGCGGAUCCAGAAGAUCUCGUCGAGCCACCCGCACCACCCGGACUCUCCUUUCUACGACCCCACCGGGGCCCCGAUGAAGCCCGUGGCCCGACUGACGGUCACGAGGCAGCGUAUCUACGAGAAGUCGUGCGACGAAGACGUCGAGCCCAACACGCCAGCGCCGCUGGAGACGCCCUCUCCCGUCGACCUGAGGCCCGAGUGUGCCGUCACCGAGUGGUCCAGCUUCGGGCCCUGCAGCGUGACUUGCGGACAGGGCGUGAGGACGCGGACGCGCAACUUCAUCAUGCGCGACAAGGCGUUCAACUGCAAGACGCAGCUGGUCGACCGGGAGGUGUGCGAGAUGGACUGCGCCGGGGGCGUGAGCUGCGAGACGACGCCGUGGAGUGAGUGGAGCGAGUGCAGCGUCACCUGCGGCAAAGGCGUGCGCAUCCGGCAGCGAAAGUACAAGCAGCACAUGGCCAGGAAGCGCUGCACGCUCGAUCUCAUGGAGAAGGAGAUGUGCGUCGCCGACAUGCCCACCUGCAAGGACGCCCCCGAAGUGCUGGACCCAAACUGCGCGGUGACCCAGUGGGCGGAGUGGUCUCCGUGCACGGCCACCUGCGGCAAGGGAAUCAAGGUCCGCACGCGGGCCUACCUGAACGCCAUGGCGGCCGCCAUGGCCAUGUGCAACGUGGAGCAGAUUCAGAAGGCCCCCUGCAUGGCCGAGAACGCUGACUGCAAGAUCGACAGCCAGGAGGCGCACGAAAUCUGCCUGCUGCCCAAGGACAUCGGACCGUGCCGGGGCUACUUUCCGCGUUGGUACUACGACUCCACCAAGCGGAUGUGCCUGCAGUUUGUGUACGGAGGAUGCCGCGGCAACAGGAACCGAUUCGAGCGAUAUGCUGAGUGCAACAAAAUGUGCGAGGUCACAAUAUCACAGAUAACGCAAGGACUCCUGUCGCCUUCGGCACUGGGCCAAAGCUACGCCAUGAAAGACACCACGCUGCACGUGGAAAAGGGCCUUGUCUGUGCGCCCAUCGGCAAGCUCAACGGCAUGGCGCCGGUCAACGUGCUGCCGACGACGAGCGACGAGCCCACGUCGCCGGUCAUCGACUGCGUGCUGACGCCGUGGUCUCAGUGGGGGCCCUGCUCCAAGACGUGUGGCAACGGCCGUCGGGAGCGACGGCGCAUGAUCAAGCUGAACCCGCAGAACGGGGGCAAGGCGUGUCCCAAGCGACUGGUCCAGAGACGAAAGUGCAAGGAGAACCCGCCGUGCCCGGUGGACUGCAUGCUGACGCCGUGGAGCGAGUGGCGUCCCUGCUCCAAGACUUGUGGGCCAGGUGCAGUGCAGGAGCGACAUCGCACCAUCAAGCGGCACCCGAAGAACGGCGGAUCCAGCUGUGACGCCACUUUCGAACGGCGCUAUUGCACGCUGCCACCGUGCGACUACCGCCGACGCUAGCCACCGGGAAGGCCGCUGGGCCAUCCCCCACGCAGCGGGACGGCGCACUAACAUGUGCCAAACCGAAAGUUACCUGGUACGAGUACUUCAAGACGCCACCCGACACGACUGCACACAUAUCGCCUGGGCCUUCGAUCUCUAUCCAGUUUCUCUCUCGACCACCACGCACACUUCACGAAUCGACUACCGCUUCUGCUGUCACGCUGCUGCGUAGUGCUGCUAUAGAACGCUGCUCUUAGACCGCAGAGCUCUGUAGGCUUACUCGAAUUCAGUUGUUCCCUUGAAGAUGCAUCUCUCAACGCUGGUUAGCGCUGUUUUGCUGUUUCGAAGAUAGCUAAAGAAGAAGAAAACGGUGCUGAGAAAAAC